GUAUUUCUGUAAGUUUAUUUAACACCAUCGAACCGCACGAAACCUCUAACGCGUCCCGGUUCCAACAUGGACCCGCAGCGCCACAGCGCUGGGGCGGGCCUGGCCCCGCCCCGCCCCGCCCGCCGCACGGCGGGGCAGCACUGACCAAUCACAGGGCAGCGUCCCGCAGGGAGGCGGAGCCGCACCGUGAAUGGCAGCUGGCGAGAUAAACAAGUCGCUGCACUGUUCGGUGCCCCGCAGCAUGGGGUGCCCGUCCGCUGUCCAUCCCCGUGUUCCUUCCUCCCUCGCUCCCUGCCAGCCAGAGGCGCCGCGUCCGGCCGCGCUCGCCGCUCCCGCCUCUGCGCUCAAUGUGAAGAGUCAGCAAGUUCCCAGCGGCCGCUGAAACGCUCGGUGUCUCCGGGGAAGGCAAUGCGCCGACGCCGCCCGGCCGGGGCGGCCCAAGGCAUGCCGGGAGUUGUAGUUCUGCCGCUACGGCGUCCCGCCUGCGGCGGCGGGGCCGGCUCCCGCAGCCGCACUACGACUCCCGGCACCCCGCGCGCCGCGCCGCGAGGAGCCCAGUUGAAGCGGGUGGCGGCGGCGGAGCGCGCCCCCUCCCCCCCCCCCCCGCCGAAAAGCCCCAAACCAAAACAAAAACAAACCGCCCCCCGUCCCCCUCGCCCGCCGCCCCCGCCGAGCCCCGGACAUGGCGGCGCCGGGAGGGGGCUCCGCCAGCUGCGGGUGCUGAUCCGGCUGCCGCGUCCCCCUGCCCGCCCGUCCCUCCCCCGCCCAUGGGCGAGACAUGGACUACGAGUUCAAGUCGAAGCUGGCGGCCGAGCGCGAGCGGGUGGAGGACCUGUUCGAGUACGAGGGAUGCAAGGUGGGCAGAGGCACCUACGGGCACGUCUACAAGGCCCGCCGCAAGGACGGCUUUUACGGGAGUUGAAGCACCCCAAUGUGAUUGCAUUGCAGAAGGUUUUCCUUUCUCAUAGUGACAGAAAGGUUUGGCUGCUGUUUGAUUAUGCUGAGCAUGAUUUGUGGCAUAUUAUCAAGUUUCACCGUGCCUCAAAAGCAAAUAAAAAGCCCAUGCAGUUGCCAAGAUCUAUGGUUAAAUCCCUACUCUACCAGAUCCUCGAUGGAAUCCAUUACCUCCAUGCAAACUGGGUGCUUCACAGAGAUCUGAAACCAGCAAACAUUCUGGUAAUGGGUGAAGGUCCUGAAAGAGGAAGAGUCAAAAUAGCUGAUAUGGGUUUUGCAAGGUUGUUUAACUCGCCUUUGAAACCAUUGGCAGACUUGGAUCCAGUUGUGGUGACAUUCUGGUAUAGAGCUCCAGAGCUGUUACUUGGGGCCAGACAUUACACAAAGGCCAUAGAUAUUUGGGCAAUUGGCUGCAUAUUUGCUGAACUAUUGACUUCAGAACCUAUAUUUCACUGUCGCCAGGAGGACAUCAAAACAAGUAAUCCUUUUCAUCACGAUCAGCUAGACCGCAUUUUCAGUGUAAUGGGAUUUCCUGCAGAUAAAGACUGGGAAGACAUAAGGAAGAUGCCAGAAUAUCCAACUCUUCAGAAAGAUUUUAGAAGAACAACAUAUGCCAAUAGUAGCCUCAUAAAAUACAUGGAGAAACACAAAGUCAAGCCUGACAGCAAAGUUUUUCUUUUGCUUCAGAAGCUUCUUACUAUGGACCCUACGAAGAGAAUUACCUCAGAGCAGGCUUUGCAGGACCCCUACUUUCAAGAGGAUCCUCUGCCUACAUCAGAUGUGUUUGCUGGCUGUCAGAUUCCAUAUCCGAAAAGAGAAUUCCUCAAUGAAGAUGAACCUGAAGAGAAAGGGGAUAAGAACCAGCAGCAGCAGAACCAGCAUCAGCAGCAGGCAGCCCCGCAGCAGCAGGCGCAGGCCGCGCCGCAGCAGCCGCAGCCGCAGCAGCAGAGCAGCAGCCAGACCAACGGGACGGCGGCGGGCGCCGGGGCGGCCGCAGGGGCCGCGGCCGCGGGGCUGCAGCACAGCCAGGACUCCGGCCUCAACCAGGUGCCUCCCAACAAGAAACCACGCAUAGGGCCUUCAGGCGCUAACUCAGGCGGGCCUGUCAUGCCUUCAGAUUAUCAGCACUCCAGCUCACGCCUGAGUUACCAAAGCAACAUUCAGGGAUCUUCUCAGUCCCAGAGUACAAUGGGCUAUUCCACAUCGUCUCAGCAGAGCUCUCAGUAUCACCAAUCUCAUCAGUCUCACAGGUACUGAGGGGCCUGACAGGCUGCACUCAGAAAGGAAUGGACUAGAAGCCAGAAGACUCCAGCAAUAUGAAGUUCAUAACGAUGAGAAGACCAAAAAUACAAACUAUGAUGCAGAAUUAGAAUUCAUGAUGAUAAAAGGAAAACUUCACUGACUGAAGACUUCCCCCAUCCGUGCCCCAUCCCUUUAUUGCCAUAAAGGAGAUUCUUGUGAAGUUUUCCUUCCUCCCUGCCCUUGCAUGUGCUCCAUUGUGGUUACUCUAAUGAACCCUUCUGAUCUGAACCCAGCACUUAACUUCUUUAACCUUUGGAAUUUUGAAGGAUUCCUGGUGCACCUUCCUUAUGCUGUAGUGAUUGCCAUAAAUCUGUCUUUUCAAUCUCUUUGAUGGGAUUUUAAAGUUUUAAAAUCUUGAACUCCCAGGCUUUCAAGCUUGUAUAUAGUUAGUUUUAUACUAGGCAAACCAGUUUAGCUAUACAGGUAUAUUGCACCUUUUUAAAGCACUAUGUUAUUUUCACAGGAUAUUACUGUUUUGCUCAUGGAUGUCAAGAACAGCAAAAUUUUACUGUUCCAGAGUAUUUUACUAUUCUGUUUUUAUUAGUCUAGUUUUCAGGCAAAGUAUUAAAAAUAAAAAGUUUUAAAAAUUAAUAAAAUGAAAAAAGAAAAAGGAAAAAAGAAAAAAACCCACCCAAGUCUCUGCAGUGACAGAUAUGCUUCAUGCUACUGGACUGAAUGCCAAACAGAAGAUUACUGAUAUUUCUUAGCUCAUUCACAUUGAAUUCUUGAAAUCACAGUGAUCAUGCUCUGACUAGUUUUAAAUUAAGCAUUACUUUAAAUGAAACUAGAACAGUCACAUAAACAGGAGCUGUUUUCAGAAUCUGUUGAAACAGAAGAAUGGAAUGUCUUCCUAGGCUGGACACCAAAAUAGUCAGGAAAAUGUAUUUACUGCCCUCAAGUCUCUGUAGGAAUGUGGAUGACGGGCUUUUUCUGUAUUUCUGCUAAGUAGCUUAUUAAUGUGUGUGAGAGUUCUAUAAAUUUAGCUUUCUUUCACAUUCUUGAGUCAGUUCUCAAAAUUUAAAGGUGACAGAAAUACUAAGACUUGCAAAAGCAAAUGCAUUUAAUCAUUUUAUAUUAGAAUUUAUAAUUAAGAGAAAUUAUUGUGCAGUUUGAAAAGCAUGUUGAAAAUUGUUCCUUUUUCUUGUUUAUAAUGCAUAUUCUGCGUCCCUCACAUUGCUGUGAUUAACCAGAUUAGUUACACCAGAUGCGCUUGAUUGCACUGAAAUGUUUCUUUUUCCCUAAAGCAAACAUGUUUUGAUUGUGCCUAAGGGACUGUAAGUGGAUGGGUAGCUGGCAGAAAAUCCCCAGUAAUUAAGCAAGAGUUCAGAAGCAUAAUCAGAGGAUUAUUGUCCAACUUCUGGAACCACAGUUAUUCAGAGAGACACAACAUGUAAUUUGGGACAGCUUCGUUUUUGCUUCAGCCUUCAGAAUUAAGGCUGACUUCUGUGGCAGAAAAUCUAGAGGAAUGCAUUUAGAAAGCUACUGGCAAUGUAAUGUCAGAGCUUCUACAGCUGGUGUCCAGAGAAGAGGCCAAGUGAGAGGACUUCAGGUGUAAAUGGUCAGUGGUCAGGUUUUUAUACUGCAGAGUGGUCUCUUCUGUACUGUGCCCACACAAAAAAAAUGGUGUACCCCUACACGUUCACACUGAAGUUGUGAUGAGAUGUAGCAAUAUGAGUAGAUCUGUUUGCUCUGAGGAGAAUUCUUUUUGUCACAGCUAGUCACAUACAUGGUUCUACUGGAUUUGAUCUCCCAUCUUUAGUGCCCCCUUCCUCCUCAAGCUCGUGCUGUUUUCCUAAUUUUUGUGAGUAGUUGGCUUGCUUUGGCCAUACCGACUAACAUCAUGUGAUUUUUCACAACACCCAGCUGCUCUGGAAAAGCAGCUAAAAUCUACUUUUGUCAUCAAAUGGAUUAGAAGAUGGUGAAAAACUAAAGGAAGCAACUGAAAGGAAAAAAAUAAUUUCUGGGGAAGAAUAAUCUCCCAAAGGAUGCUUUCAGUGUAUAACCCUUGAAAUGCUACGUUUUAGACGUACUGUAGUACUCUGUUUGAAAGAAUAGGUUUUAAUUGUUCCUUUAUUUCAUUGUCUCUGGGGUGACAUUCUUUCUCUGUCUCCCCCCUUACUGAUGCUAGGAUGAGGUACUUUUGAUCAAAUGGAUAUUUGGCCAAUGCCAUUAAGUAACAAUUCUUUUAUACUUCUGCAAUUUGAAUGUCACAUUUCUGGAAAUUAACUUAUGGCAGAGUGAUUUUUGUUCCCUCCUGUUCUUUCCAUCCUUAUGUUCUUUCAAAAUUAUUUUGUCUUUCCUACUACAGUUAUCUAACUUUUCUUUUCCCUGCUGUGACCUGCAGCUGAUCAUCAAAAUUCAUACAAGGUCAGGAGGUGGCGGGGAACCAUUGGUUAAUUAAGGUGGGCUCUUGUGCCAAUAAGGCAAAAUCAUGGUGUAGGUUAAUCUGUAUGUAGGGUGUGAAACUUCACAGCAAUGUAAGGUGCUUUAAUUGAGUGAGCUUCCAGCUUCUAGAGUGACUGCCACAACCUCUCUAAGGUGCACUUGCAUUUCUUGCCUUGGUAGAUGACGACAUGCCAUUCCUCUCUCUAGCUUUUGUGUGCACAGGUGAAGCCAAGCUGACUUCCUCUGUUCCUUCAACUUCACAACCAGGAGGAGAGCGAAUAAAGGCAACAGCGCUGGCUGCAAAAUGUUGGCUCUGCACACUCUUAGUUCCUUCUUGGGGGUGAAAUAAUUCACCUUUUCUUGGGAGCUUGAUGCAUGCUGCCAGGGUGGGUGGCAGUCAUAGUGGAUGAAGCCUUGCUGCCUAGGAUUUAUCCCAUGAGGUAAAAACUCUCCGCUUUCAGAAGUGAAUUGUGCAGUUUGUCGUGGGAAACCAGGACCAUGUCAUUUUUAUGAGUUUUUAUUUGCCUGUGCAGUUUCUUUAUUGCUCAGCUGUGUCUCUGCCCAUAACCUGUAGACCCUCAGCAAAGUGUUUCACAUCUGCACUGAGAGGCACAGAGCUGUCUUCUCUAUCCUGGGGGAGAGCAGGCUGCUGAUUACAGCUUUUCACAUCGUGGCUUAGAGGAAACAAAUGUGGGGAAUUAAUGGGAUGAGCAGCCUGGUCUGCACUGGUGAAUUUUAUGUAGCACAAACUGCACAAUGAAGGAAAAAUAUAGGGAAAGCUGCGACUCCUGCACUGUAUCUGUGACACUGUAUCUGGGGAGGGGGAGGGAAGCGCAUUCGUAGCGGGAGGGGUGGCGGGAAGCUAGAAGUGUUCAAAUAUGUAUGAUAUUUUAUAUAAGCAUAAUAAGCUUAGUUCCCCUUCAUAAUCUUCAGGAAUGGUACUUUAACACCAUUAAGCAAAGAGUUGUUUUAGGAUUAAAUAAAUGUAUUGUACAUAAGGCCAUACGUAAUCUUCUAAAAAUGUCGCCAGACAGGAGCGAUGUGUAUUACGAUAUGAAAAAAGUCCUUAAUGCACUGUUAUCUCCUAAAUAUUUAGUAGUAAAUUAAUGCUAUUUAAUUUUUUUAAAAAUUUGUCUUGUGUAGACACUAAAAAGUAUUACACAAAAUCUGGACAGAAUAUGUCCUUUUUAACAGCAAUUUAAAGAACUUUUUAUAUAUGUAAGGUAGGAACUUUUCAAAUUGUUCUAGUUGUAUAUCCCAUGUUUACUAUUUGUGGAAGUGUGCCUGUCUCUACUCAGUUAUUUUUUUUUCCUAAUAAUUUCAUGCACGCAUCUUUCAUUUUUGUAGUUUCCAUUAGAAAUGACUGUGUAUGCGCCUGGUGCUGCCACAAAACUUUGACGCUCUAGAUCUGUGGUGGCCGCGUUCAGCAGUGCCCGUGCCAAUGGGCUACCAAAACCACGAGGCAAAAUACUUGUUUCUCAUUCUAGAGUUGAGAGUUUACUGCUUUUAAGUUGUCCUGAUGUCACUCUUGAAAUGACUGUUAAAACUAAGCUAUGAGUUCAAUUGCAUUUAUUUUAUAUUCUUGGUUGUAAUGAAAUGGAAUUGACUUUGCUUCAGUGUGAAUUUUUUUAAUAAAAUAAUAUACAUUUGUAAUAAUAAUAAAAAGCUCAAAUCAAA
This is a messenger RNA of Oenanthe melanoleuca, 6318 nucleotides long. RefSeq names its product cyclin dependent kinase 19 (gene CDK19). Gene Ontology annotation, cellular component: mediator complex; cytosol; nucleus. Gene Ontology annotation, molecular function: cyclin-dependent protein serine/threonine kinase activity; RNA polymerase II CTD heptapeptide repeat kinase activity; ATP binding. Lineage: Eukaryota; Metazoa; Chordata; Aves; Passeriformes; Muscicapidae. The record is from RefSeq and is a predicted model, not a curated record. Bases 409 to 2211 code for a protein of 600 amino acids. Gene Ontology annotation, biological process: protein phosphorylation. The transcript has 12 exons.